AUGUGCCUAGUCGCAGUUGCCUGCGCCGAUAAAUUGGGCUACAACUACCAACCGGUCGGACACUCCAACUCAGGAUUGUCGUUCGCUCCUGGCAGUGGAGCUGGAGGUAGUCUGAGCGGUGGCUCUCUGGGCGGAUAUGGCGGUGGCUCUCUUGGCGGUGGCUCCCUUGGCGGUGGCUCCCUUGGCGGUGGCUCUCUGGGCGGAUUCGGCGGUGGCUCUCUUGGCGGUGGCUCCCUCGGCGGUGGCUCCCUUGGCGGUGGCUCCCUUGGUGGUGGCUCUCUGGGCGGAUUCGGCGGUGGCUCUCUUGGUGGUGGCUCCCUCGGCGGUGGCUCUCUUGGCGGUGGCUCUCAUGGCGGACUUGGCGGUGGCUCUCUGGGCGGACUUGGCGGUGGCUCUCACGGCGGAUCUUUGGAUGCUCCGGCCUCCUACAACGCCCCUGCCCCAGCUGCUGAAUUGGAGAAGGAAUUCUUUACUUACACUGCCAACGAACAGGACUUUGAUGAGCCCGCAGCUUUGGAGAAGGUGUCCGGCUCCCUGAAUAAGGCUCUGCGUGUUAUUUUCAUCAAGGGACCCGAGAACCGUGGACUGGAGAACGCUGCUCUGGCUUUGGCCAAGCAGGCUGCCCAACAGGAGACUGCCAUCUAUGUCCUGAACAAACAGUCCGAUAUCGGUGAUCUGGCCAACAAACUGAAUGCCGUCCGCAGCAACAACAACAACAAGCCCGAGGUGCACUUCGUCAAGUACCGCACUCCUGAGGAUGCUGCCAACGCUCAGCGUGCCAUUCAGGGACAGUACGAUCAGCUGGGUGGUACUUCCAAGUCUCAUGAUGGUGGUGUUGCCCCCUCGUUGAACUUCGCCUCCCAGGGUCCAGUGCGUCAAGUUAAUGCCCAAUCUCCCGACAACUCCUACCUCCCCACCUCGAUCUUCCGUCGUCUGUAAAGA
Molecule: messenger RNA, 942 nt
Organism: Drosophila grimshawi
Lineage: Eukaryota; Metazoa; Arthropoda; Insecta; Diptera; Drosophilidae
Product: rRNA 2'-O-methyltransferase fibrillarin
Exons: 1
Coding region: 1-939 (312 amino acids)
Source: RefSeq, a predicted model, not a curated record